Mesorhabditis belari is the source of this 798-nucleotide messenger RNA. The record is from the annotation of a GenBank genome assembly. Lineage: Eukaryota; Metazoa; Nematoda; Chromadorea; Rhabditida; Rhabditidae.
AUGGAUAAAAGCCUUCUCCUUGACACUCCCGGGUAUUCAAAUGAAGAGUCGCCGAUCACAAGCCCGCCUCAAGGUGUGCAAGAUUAUCAAACGAUCACACGAGCGACCAACCAACAAACACCAGAGAUUUUCUAUGCGAAUAAGAGACGCCUCCAAGCCAUCCGAGCCGCCUCGAUCGGUGCUCUUGUGUUAAUCAUUUUGCAAACGGUUGCGGGCGUUGCAUCUGGCUCCCUAGCAGUAGCAUCUGACGCUGGGAGACUAUUCGCCGAUUUCAUCGAACAGCACCAUUACAGUCAAAUUGAUACACCCGUUUAUCGACGCCUAGAAUUGAUUGCAAUAUUCGGAUCAGCACUCGUUCUCACAUUGAUUAAUAUUACCUUUGUGGUGAUUUCAAUUCAACAUUUAAAUGAAGGUUACUUCGAGAUUUUGGAAAGUUGGAUGCUUGUCGGCGCCAUUUUGUCAAUCACAACAAACACAAUUCUAUUGUUUAUUCAUUAUAAAGCAGAUUGGAGUGGCCAUAUAAAGCAACCAAAUCGUUUGAGAGUUUUGUGGAGAGAAAGGAGAGCUCAAGUUUUCCAUGGAACGAUAAAUCAUGGAAUUGGAGGAGUGGCUGUGUUAGUUGCGGCAAUCUUUGCGAUGAAAGGUGACUUUACGAUAGAUUCAAUCGCCACUUUUGUGAUCAUUGCUUUCUCAAUGGCUAACAUUCUAUCAGCUCUUCUUAAAGUCAACAAAGAGUACAAGACUUUCCGCUUCUUUCAACAAAGUUAUGAAAUUGCUGACAUUGCUGAAAAUUUCAAU